AUGACCAUCCUCCAGAGGAACGGCAUUCCCGGCCCUAAGCCGAACCUGAUCACCGGCAGUCUUUUUGAUCACUCUCGAACGCCCAACGUGCUGAAGUACGACGAGUACUUUGCCAAGUACGGCCCCAUCGUCGGCUACUACAUCGGCCGGAAGGCGAACGUGCUGAUCAACGACGUCGAGCUGGCGAAGCGCAUUCAGAUCAAGGACUUUAGCAACUUCAGCGACCGCCAGACGCUGGGCAUCAAGUACGGCCUUCAUCCUAAUCCGAAGUACUACCUCCACCUGAUCAGCGCCCAGGGGGCCCAGUGGAAGGAGCUUCGAACGCUGCUCAAUCCUACCUUCAGCGCCGUUAAGCUGAAGGCGAUGACGCCCAUCAUGGACAGCUGCAUCGACAUUCUGCUGGACAAGGUGGAGAAGCGGGCUGCUUCAGGAGGUGAAUUCGACCUGUACGAGGCCUUUCAGCUGCUGACCACCGAUGUCAUCGCCAAGUGCGCCCUGGGCAUCGACACUGACGUGCAGAACAACCCCGAUGAUGAGUUCUUUCGGGCGGCGAAGCGGCUCUUUGACACGCACCCCUCUCGCUUUAGGCUGAUGUUCACCUGUUUUCCCGAGCUGGAUCGGGUGCUCUAUCCGCUGCGACGGGGGCUGCAGAUGAUCGAGGAGUGGCGAGAUCGGUCGGUGUCGCAGACGCUCGCUCGGCUGAUCAAUGCGGCCAUUCGCCUGCGAUCGGCCAGUUCAGUGCUGGGCAGUGCUGGCAAAAAGAAGAAGAACGACCUGCUGCAGCUGAUGCUCGAUGCAAAGUCCUCCGAGGAGGAGAUCGCCAACACCAGCGCCGCCACGCUGACCAUUGAUGAGAACAGCGACAGUGAGGAAAAGGACGGUGAGGAGGGUAAACCUACCAGGGCGGAGAAAAGCCUUCGAAAUGGCGGCAGCACCGCUAAUGGUCACAACAACAGUCACAGCAAGCAGAAGGCGCUGAGCAAGGACAUUGUCGUGGCGACGGCCAUCGUCUUCUACGAGGCAGGAUACGAGACCACAAGCACAACACUGGGCUUCCUGGCGCACAUUUUAGUGACCCACCAGGAGAUCCAGGAGAAGAUCCGCGAGGAGGUGGUGCAGAUGUACGAGAAAGAGGGCGUCUUUGACUACAACACGGUGAACCGCCUGCCGUACAUGAACCAGGUGAUCAGCGAGACGCUGCGCUACUACCCGCCGGUGACCACCUUUGUGACUCGCACCACCAAGGAGGACUACCACUACAAGGACAUCGUCAUUCCCGCCAACUCCACGGUGCGCAUUCCCAUCAAUCAGCUGCACCACCGAGAGGACCUCUGGCCGGAGCACAUGAAGUUCGAUCCGGAGCGAUUCCGCGACCGCUCGGUCAUCGACCCCGUCGCCUAUCAGCCUUUUGGCACAGGCAUCGGAAUGCGAUUCGCCCAACUGGAGAUCAAGCUGACGAUAGCACGACUGCUCCACAAGUACCGUCUCUUGCCGGGCCCAAGCACCGAGAAGGAGCUGACCGUGGAGUACAAGCCGAUUACGCAGACGCCCAAAAAUGGUGUUUGGGUGCGGGCGGUGCCGGUGUAA
Messenger RNA from Rhagoletis zephyria (snowberry fruit fly), 1587 nucleotides. The record is from RefSeq and is a predicted model, not a curated record. NCBI's taxonomy places the organism in Eukaryota, Metazoa, Arthropoda, Insecta, Diptera, Tephritidae.